AUGGUUGAGCUGUUACAGCAAAAACCUGAAAUGGCGCAGGGUUUUACCAAGUGCCCUAAGGAAGAAGUGGCCGCUUUUUGGAACAAUAUGGCCCAAGAACUCAACAGUGUUGGUCCGCCUUUCAAGCAUAUUUCCAGCUGGAAGAAGGUAUGUCUUGACUGGAAGGCCUACAUAAAAAGAAAAUUGGUUGAAAAUAAAAAGGAGCAGACAGCUACUGGUGGCGGCAGAAAUAGGCAGCACCAUUUCAAUGAAUUGGAGGAAGCGGUGAUAAUACUAACGGCAUUGGAAAAAAGCACAAGUGGUAUUGCGAAUACAGUGAGCAUCGGCUUACUUAUUGUAGCCGACGUGGGCAAUGAGACAGAGGCCGACGAAUCGAUGCCAUCAGUGACCUGCAGUCCAGCACUGCCUAGACGUACUACUAGGCCAUCGGAAACAUGUACAGCCUGUAGCUAUGGAGAAUUUGGUAGCUGCUAA
Messenger RNA from Bactrocera latifrons, 474 nucleotides. RefSeq lists its product as uncharacterized. The record is from RefSeq and is a predicted model, not a curated record. The transcript is spliced from 2 exons. Bases 1 to 474 code for a protein of 157 amino acids. Lineage: Eukaryota; Metazoa; Arthropoda; Insecta; Diptera; Tephritidae.